UUGUUUGUGGCGCUUUUUUGAUUACCCACAGGAUUCGGCUUGAUGAUUCGCACAUUUCUAUUAUCGUUAUCGCUUGCGAUUGGCUGUUUGUGUUCGCUAUAAGGUAUUCGUAUGUUAAGUUAAACCAGUUAAUCGCUCGUUGUUACUUAAGGCUACUUACAGUUUUGUUUUUCAAAUAAUGAAGAAAUUCAGUCUGAUCGUUGCAAUUUGUGCCAAUGGUGGAAUUGGCAUCAAAGGCGAUCUUCCAUGGAGAUUGAGACAGGAGCUAAAAUAUUUUUCGAGAAUGACGAAGAAAAUUCAAGACUCUGGCAAACGUAAUGCCAUCAUUAUGGGACGAAAGACUUACUUCGGAGUACCUGAGUCGAAGCGACCCUUGCCGGAAAGACUGAACAUUAUUCUGACUCGAGAUCCCAGUGCCAAUGCUUAUCCGUCGGAGGUGAUGGUGUGCACCAGCAUGCAGGAAGCACUGAAGAAGCUUGACGAAGCUCCGUUGGUGAACGAAAUUGAGAACGUAUGGAUCGUUGGUGGCAAUGCAGUCUAUAAGGAAGCGAUGCAAUCAGAUAGAUGUCACCGUAUUUACCUGACUGAAAUUAAGGAGACGUUCGAGUGUGAUGCAUUCUUCCCGGAAAUUACCAGUGAUUUUCAACUGGUGAAGAAUGAUGAUGACGUUCCGGAGGACAUUCAAGAGGAGAACGGGAUUCAGUACCAGUACCGCAUUUAUGAAAAAGUGCCUGAGUAAUAAUUGAGCUUACUUGUUGAAUUCAUUCCAUUAAUAUAAUAGUGGUAUAUGUGCCCGGGGCAAACAGCCACGAUAAUAAAAGUUAAUAAUAGAA
Molecule: messenger RNA, 833 nt
Organism: Aedes albopictus (Asian tiger mosquito)
Lineage: Eukaryota; Metazoa; Arthropoda; Insecta; Diptera; Culicidae
Gene: Dhfr
Product: dihydrofolate reductase-like
Exons: 2
Coding region: 179-739 (186 amino acids)
Biological process (GO): dihydrofolate metabolic process; glycine biosynthetic process; tetrahydrofolate biosynthetic process
Cellular component (GO): mitochondrion
Molecular function (GO): dihydrofolate reductase activity; NADP binding
Source: RefSeq, a predicted model, not a curated record